Molecule: messenger RNA, 6342 nt
Organism: Ambispora leptoticha
Lineage: Eukaryota; Fungi; Glomeromycota; Glomeromycetes; Archaeosporales; Ambisporaceae
Source: the annotation of a GenBank genome assembly
AUGGUAAACAAGCGCAUUAAUAAUUAUGGUAAUAGACAAACGAAUGUCAACCGUGAACGAAAUAAUAAUGCUCAAGAAGAAAGUAGCCGUGGUCGUGGUCGUGGUCGAGGAGGCAGAGGAAGUAGAGGUGGCGGCAGCAGAGGUGGCGCUCAGAGAAUCAAUACCACAGUAUCGCAUGAAGAAGCUACGAGGAGAGAAAAUAACCAAAAAGAAUUAAUGAAUAAAAAUUUUGUAUCUUCGUCCUUGUCAUUGGAAGACAGUGAAGCGAUUCUUCCAAUGAAACACGGUGAAGAACUAAAAGAUUAUUGGAGAAAAGCUAUUCACCGACCUUUAACGACUCAACGACACAUCAGACAAUUUAUAGGUUCGUGUAUUAUCGCUGCGGAUCAGAAAGACGUAGAAAUUGAUGAUCUGGUGGUAAAAUUGGGAAUGGAUGAGGGAUUAGAUCGGAUCCGUGAAAUCUUGAAGUUUCCAGUAUCAGCUGAUGCUGGAACUUUUCCAAAAUUGGCAUCAUUCCAAAGAGUUACUCUGCUAUUUUUCGCCUUACUUACUCGAAAGGCAAUUGCGCGUUGUACUUUUGAAAGACAGCUUAACGCGAUUUUUUCCCUGUUAUACGUCAAUUAUGACGAUUUCAUUGUCGAACAAGUCAUGACGGUCUUUGAAGAACUCUUGAGACGAAAGAGUUUGGAAGAUCAAUCAAUGCCUUCUGAAAAGAUUUUAGAAACCGAAAGUGAUUCGAUUGUUGUUGCAUCCUUCUAUCAACCUUUUAUGCUUAUUGGGAAAUUGCUUAAGGAACUACUACGUCGAUUCAAAGAGGCGUCUGUCAAUGAAUCGGUGCAACGUACUGUGCAGCGAUUGGAUAGUGCUAGAUUGAUUUGGGAAGAAUCGAUUCAGAAGAAUGAAAAUGUCUACAAUGAUUCUUUAGCCUCCCAAGAAGACAAACAUUAUGCACUAGAAAUUUUAGAAAAUGAUUUUACAUAUCUUAAAAAAAUGCUGAAUAUUAAUCCAAUUAAGGAUGAAAAAAAAGAAAAAAAACCUCCGCGAAAAUCGGUAUUACGCGCGGGGAUGAUCGCGUAUCAAAAAGCAAGAUUCGAUCCGCCAGGAAAUCUAUCUGAGCAUGGACCGCGUCAUGAUAACGAUUUUGAAAAUAUUAGCGAAAUCUCUAUUAUUCCGACUCAAAACGAAAUCAUUUCCGAUACACGUGACCCCUUUCUACCGUUUUGCGAUCCGAAUUUGCCGCAUUUUCUUCCUGCUGGAAUUGAGAGACUAUUGGACACAAAUUUUAGACUUUUGAGGGAAGACAUGUUGAAUCCGAUUCGUCUUGGAAUAAAAAACUUUCUUGAAUACCUUUCCAAAAAUGAAAAAAAAGAAGGAAAAAAAUCUCGUUUCGAGAAUGGGAGAUUCAAAUACGAUACUGGGAUGGAUAAUGGAGAUUUAAUUGUAUACAGUAAUGUUCGAUUUAUCGACAUUAUUGUUGAUCAUCGUCGCGGAUUCUCCACUCGCGUCUCAUUCGCAGCUCCAAAAAUCAGAGGGGCGAAAUCAAAAAGGGAUCGUAAAGAGUAUUGGAGUAAGGCAAAGAAAUUGAUGAAUGGAAGUAUGGUUUGUUUGCUUUGGCCAACUGUGACCGAACUUGAUGCAAAUGUGGAUGAUAAAAAAUUCACACAUAAACUAUUCUUUGGAACUGUAAUUGAUCGUGAUGAAGAUAGAUUAGCAAAGAAUGAAAAUUGGGUUGAAAUUGACAUUAAUUUCAUAGAUCCCUCCAUUUACCCUCUCAUGCUUGAAGAUAUUUCCAAAAAAGAUUAUUCAAAUCCGAAUAUUGCUACUGGGAAAUAUAUUGUUGAAUCAACCGGCGUAUACCUCGAAUCGUAUUAUCACGUGUUAAAAAGACUUCAGACCACAAAUCCAUCAGAAUUCCCGUUCGAAAAGUAUUUGACACCAAUUGAAUCAGAUGAGACACAUAAUCAAUUCAUAUCUCCGCCGCUAUAUGCUCGUGCUCCUCAACAUGAAUUUAUUCUUUCUCGCACAAAAAGAUGUAAUCAUGUUCCAUCUCCGAUUUCACUCAAAGUCAAUGAUAUUAAAUCGCAAGAACAAUGCAUAGAACAAUUAAAGGCGGCUGGCCAUGUAGAUGAAACCCAAGCUAAAUCUAUCGUGGAAUCUUUAUCACGUGAAAUCGCAUUAAUUGAAGGACCACCUGGAACUGGGAAAUCGUAUGUUGGCGUGGAAAUCGUUGAAAUUCUCCUCACCAAUAAAAUUUACCCAAUUCUUGUCAUAUGUUAUACAAAUCACGCGUUGGAUCAAUUUUUGGAGGAUAUUCUUGAUCGGGGCAUCGAAAAAAUGGUACGAUUGGGAAGUCGAUCAAAAAGCGAAAGAAUCCAGCAAUUUAGCAUAGAGGAAAUUGCGCGUUCUAGCGCCAGAAGUCCAUCGGCUCGACAUCUUCUAUAUUUAGCAUAUAAAGACCUUGAAAGCAUAGAAGAAAAAAUUGAUGAUGUCAAAAAGCGUCUAAUGCGACCUAAUCUUUAUUGGAAUGAUGUUAAACAGAUACUAUAUACAGACUAUCCGAACCUCUAUAGACAAUUUAUAGAAAAAAAUAAAGAAUUUGAUGAUGGAUGGGAUAAAAAUGUCAAAAACAGUUUUGAUUACUGGACUCAAUAUCAUGACAUUAAACUGGGAGAACGGAUGAAAGAAGGGAUUAUUAACAAGAUAGAUACGAAUAACGUUGCGCAUAAUAAUAUUUACGAUCUUCUGAUUAGCGACGAUACUGAUGAUGAUAUCGAGAACAUGAACAAUGAAGAGGAAAUUUAUUGGAAAAAUUGGGAGCCACCGCAAGGAAAUCGGGAUAUUGAUGAAUUGUUGCACGCAGUUGAUUUAUGGCAAAUGUCGAAAGAUGAGCGAAAAAAAAUAUUAAAGCAUUUGAAAGUACAGAUUUUCAAUGAUUCUAUUGAAAUUCUUCAAGAUUUUCAGACCCGUCAUGAAGAAAAAAGAAAAGAGCUUGAAAGUAUAUACGAUGAGACACGUCGACAAAUUCUUGAAAGUAACCAGAUUAUCGGAAUGACGACCUCAGGUGCAGCGAAAUUCCAAUCAAUUAUUGCUUCAAUUGGUCCUCGAGUCAUUAUUUGCGAAGAAGCUGGCGAAGUUCUUGAGUCUCAUAUAUUGAGUUCUUUGACACCUGCUACUCAACAUUUGAUAAUGAUUGGUGAUCAUUUACAACUACGUCCCCAUAUUGCAACCUAUUAUUUAGAUAUGGACUCUGAUGUUGGAAAAAAUUACCAGUUGAAUAAAUCACUUUUUGAAAGACUUGUUCAUGGCGAUAACGCGAUGAAAUUACCAAUGUCGCAGUUAACGACUCAGCGUCGUAUGAGGCCGGAGAUUGCUGAAUUAGUUCGUAAAACAUUAUAUCCGGCGUUACAAGAUGCACCAACAACAACCAAAUAUCCCAAAGUAUCUGGUGUACAGCAUAAUGUCUUUUUCCUGGAUCACCAUCAUCCCGAAGACAAAUCGGGCUCGAAUCAAUUAGCUAUGCAGUCUCACUCGAAUACGGAUGCAUUGAAGCGCUCUCACAUGACAGUUGUGAUUGAUGAGCGUGAUGAACAGGCCAUUGAAGAUUUAGAUGAUGAGGAAAAUGGGAAUGAAAACGAUGAAGAUAACAAAAAAUUCACGAAGAUGAAUACUUAUGCUGCGAAAAGAUCUUUACAACAACAAGUGAUUUUGAGAACUGUGGACAAUUUCCAAGGCGAGGAAGCGAAAAUUGUAAUCGUAUCACUUGUUCGAAACUCAGCAAAUGUGAAGGACGUAAAGCAAGCAAACAUUGGUUUUGUGAAAUCUAAAAAUCGAACAAACGUGUUACUAUCACGUGCAAAACAUGGUAUGUUUCUUCUUGGAGACGCCGAAUUGUUUCAUCUUAAAUCGCCAAUGUGGAAAGAAGUAAUUGAGAUCCUGCGUCAGCGAAACCAAGUUGGAAAAGAAUUUCCAGUGGUGUGUGAGCAGCAUCCAAAUUACAAAAAUUAUAUUUCCGAGCCUGAAGGCUUUGGUGAGGUAUCUCCAGAUGGAGGAUGCAUGGAACCAUGCCAGUUCCAACUUCCUUGUGGUCAUCAAUGUCCAUAUAAGUGCCAUGCUGACGAUAGGGAACACAUUGGUGUAUUUUGUCAGAAGCCAUGCGUCAAGCUUCAUGUCGAAUGUCAACAUCCUUGCCAGUUACGAUGCGGGGAUGAAUGUGGAUUAUGCAGAUUAAAAGUCGAUAAUAUAACUCUACAAUGUGGUCAUAUAUAUUCCAAACCGCUUUGUUUUGAAGCACAAAAACCAGAAAGUUUGAAAUGUCACGUAUUGGUGAAUCGUAAACUUAUUCACUGUGAACAUGAAAUGAACAUGCAUUGCUUUGAAGAUGUUAAAACAAGCAAAUGUCCCAGUGUAUGUGGCGAGAUUUUGGAAUGCGGACACGAAUGCAGGUCAGUAUGUGAUGAUUGCCAAAAAAGAACAAUUCGAGCGAAUAAUGUCAAUCCAGAAUUGGAUAAUGUAACGCCCAUGCCUAUAAAGAGAACUAAUCACGCAAAAAGAUGUCAACAAGUUUGUGGAAGGAACCUCUACUGUGGCCACACAUGUGAAAAAACUUGUCACGAGGGUCAACCAUGUCCUCCUGUUUGCGCGGAGCCUUGUGAUUGGAAAUGCGUACACCAAGGAGAAUGCCCGUUAACAUGUGGUGCUCCGUGUAAUCGACUUCCAUGUAAUGAACGUUGUGAAAAAAAAUUGGAAUGUGGACAUCAAUGUCCAGGCAUCUGCGGAGAUAUUUGUCCCUCAAAAGAAUUUUGUCCUAUUUGCGCAGCCGAUAAUGUAAAGUCGCAAGUUGUGGACCUAAUUAUGCAAGAAACGUUUGAAGAAGUGGAUUGGAACGAAGAACGAUUGGUGGUGUUGAAUUGUGGCCAUUGUUUCACCAUGGAAACAAUGGACGGAAUUAUGGAAAUAGAUUCGUUUUAUACCAGUAAAAUUAAAAACGGUAAAAUCGAAUGGAGUAAAACAAAUGAACUACCUUCUAAACAUACAGAAGUAAAAGUCUGCCCCUCUUGUAGAGGAGGAAUUAAUUCUCGUCGAUAUGGUCGUAUAAUAAAAAAAUCAACAUUGAAUCUUCAAACGAAAAAAUUUUUGCAAAAAUAUGAAAAAGAUAUAGAAACUCUCGAAGAUAAUCUGGAAAAUUCAAUUAGAACAGCCGAUCAGGAUAGGGAAAAGUUUCUGAACAAAAUGGUAGAAACACUCAAAAAACACAAUGCGCAAGAAAUAAAAAAGGACGGUUUAAUCGUAAAAAUCAAGGACAAAGAAGAAAUUUCAGAGUUGACUCCGUUAAAUAAAUUUAUAGAAAUAUUGGAAUAUGGAAUACCUAAAUCCCAACAGGCUUUAUGGAAUAGACACAUUAAAAAAUUUAUUUGGACGUAUAGAGAUUUGUCAUUGACUAUUCUUGCAUCGAAAAAUCCCCCAUACAAAAAAGCCUACGAAGCAGCCGUGGCGAAUUUAUAUCGGAAAAAAACUGAAGCCGAAACCGAAGACGACUUAGAACGGGACCUAUUAGCACGCUUUGAAGCAUUGAGUUUCACCCCGAAUGAUUCCAUCAAGAAGUUUGAGGAGACACUCAAUGAAGUGAAGAUCAGACCAAAGGUUGACAAAAAAAUAUAUCUGUAUGCUUUUACAGUAAUUGUUAAUAUUCAAAAAGCAUUAUUCCAAGAAAGUUGCAAGGUUUUGGAAAAAUUGAAACCGUUGGCGGGUUCAUCUUGGGAAGGUUGGAAAAUUUUCAGCUUAAGAAUUCUGGAAUCAACUGGUUCGCAUAUAGAGAAUAUAAUGAAGGUCGCUGAGGAAACGAAGCAUAAUCGCACUUAUGUGCUCGCUGGAAUUCAGCAUGCAAACUUAGCAUAUCAAAUCGGAAAAUUUAGGGUCUCAUAUUCGAAUGAGAUUACUGAGUCGUUAGUAAAAGAUAUCGAAAACUACUGUGACAUCAUCAAGAAAAAACUCUACAGUCUAAGAAUCGAAGUAUCCCGACUGAAUGCAGCGCAUCUCGAAUCACAAUGUCAUGAAACGAUUGAAAAUCUACUAAAUGAUGUCGAAGAGUUAAUAAAAGCUGUAAAAGCUAGGACACAAAUAACAAAAGAGGAAAAAUUGGCGAUUUUCCGCGCGAUGAAAAAUGAAUUUCAGGGAUCUGGUCAUUGGUAUGAAUGCCCGAAUGGUCAUCCCUACUCAAUUGGUGAUUGUGGUGGUGCUGUGGUAGAGUCAACAUGUCCAGAGUGUGGUGCGACAAUUGGCGGGACUGGUCAUAGACUUAUAGGUGACAAUCGUCAAAAUGCAGAGUUUGAAUCGUUAAUUUGA